CUUAAACCUAUCUACAAGGAACUGCACUUCGAAUAUUACAUAAAUUUCAGGUUGGUGCUUUGAUUUUUUGCUUAGUUACCAAGCUUCUUGUUCCUGGUCUUUCCUGUUCUAUCGAUAAGGUUGUUGCUUCCAUUUCUGCGGGCUACUGGUCUUGCCUCUUCAAUUUCUGCACUAAUUUCAGGCAAGGAAAUUGUAACUUGCGAAUAGCUCAAGAUGGCAUCAAACUAGUCAUGGUUGCAGGUCAGAAUGAAUUGCCAACAUUCAGCCAUUCCCUGACUGAAUUUAUGUAUGGCACUCUAGUCGGAAAAUUUAUUGGUGGUGAAAUCUUCACCCAUGGUCAAUGGCAACAUUGUUGAGCCUUUAUGUCUCUCAGUAUUGAAACGCUGCAAGAACCUUAGAUCCGUCAAACAAGUCCACGCCCACAUCGUCAAAACUGGGAUAUCUGAUGCAUUUGUCACCGGAAAUCUCAUCCUUCACUGUGCCGUACUCAUCUCCGAUGCUCUCCACUAUGCCCACUCUCUCCUCCACCAUUUCCCAAAUCCAGAUGCCUUCAUGUACAAUACCCUCAUACGAGGAUUCUCCGACUCAGAUCACCCAUAUCACUCUCUCACGACGUUCAUCGACAUGCGCCGGAACUCGGACAACUCACCAGACAGUUUCUCCUUUGCCUUUGUGCUCAAAGCGGCUGCGAAUUUACGAUCUUAUACCACCGGGAUUCAACUCCAUUCGCAAGCAAUAUUCUAUGGCCUUGAUACCCAUUUGUACGUUGGAACUACACUCGUCAGUAUGUAUGCAGAGUGUGGGUGGAUUAGUCAUGCAGGAAAGGUGUUCGACAAAAUGUUUGAACCAAACAUUGUGGCAUGGAAUGCAAUGAUUACGGCAUAUCUUAGGUGUUGCGACGUUAGGGGUGCAGAGAAAUUGUACAAACAGAUGCCAGUUAGAGAUUUGAUCUCCUCUAAUAUCAUGUUGGCUGGGUAUAUGAAAUUUGGGGAGCUUCAGUUUGCCAAGAAGCUGUUCUUCCACGAGAUGCGAUUAAAAGAUGAUGUUUCUUGGAGCACAAUGAUUGUAGGGUUUUCUCACAAUGGAUGCUUCGAUGAGGCUUUUGAUCUUUUCGUAGAAUCCCAACGGCUUGGAUUGAGAUCCAAUGAAGUAAGCUUAACAGGAAUUCUUUCUGUUUGUGCACAAGCCGGAGCAUUCGAGUUUGGCAAGGUUUUGCAUGGUUAUAUCGAGAAAUCCGGGCUUGUUUGGAUAACUUCCGUGAACAAUGCACUAUUGGAUACGUAUUCUAAGUGCGGAAACAUUAACAUGGCUCAACUAGUUUUCAAAAGAAUGCCCGGAAAAAAGAGCAUAGUUUCUUGGACAACAAUGGUGGCUGGAUUGGCAAUGCAAGGGUACGGUGAAGUGGCUCUAAAAGUGUUUCACCAGAUGGAGGAAUCCGGGAUUAAACCUGAUGGUAUUACCUUCAUUUCUGUUCUUUAUGCUUGUAGUCAUGCGGGUUUGAUUGAUCAUGGAGAUCGAUACUUUUCCAUGAUGAAGAACCACUAUGGUAUAGAACCGACCUUUGAACACUACGGUUGUAUGGUUGAUUUAUAUGGUCGGGCCGGCGAUCUACAAAAAGCCUACAACUUCAUAACUCAAAUGCCAAUCAAACCAAACGCUGUUAUUUGGCGAACCCUUUUAGGUGCUUGUAGUAUUCAUGGUAAUGUCGACUUGGCCGAGGAAGUUCAAAAGACGCUCUCUGAACUCGACCCUAAUGAUUCUGGUGACCAUGUUUUAUUAUCGAACAUAUACGCCGUGGCUGGGAAAUGGAAGGAUGUUUUGACAGUUAGAAAGUCGAUGCACUGUCAAAGACUAACGAAAACCCCUGGUUGGAGCAUGAUUGAAGUCGAUAAAGUCAUGUAUAGUUUUGUGGCGGGGGAAAAACAAAAUGAGGUGACGGACGAGGCUUAUAAAAAGCUCGGGGAAAUUAUGUUACGACUUAGAGUUGAUGGAGGAUAUGUAGCGGAAGUAAAUGGGAGCGUUUUACAUGAUAUAGAAGAGGAAGAGAAAGAAGAUGCGGUAGCUACGCAUAGUGAGAAACUGGCCCUUGCAUUCGGGAUGUCGAGAUUAUGUGAUGGAGGGGUGAUACGAAUAGUGAAGAAUUUGCGGGUUUGUAAGGAUUGUCAUACGGUUAUGAAGCUCGUUUCGGAUAUUUUUCGAUUGGAGAUCGUAUUGAGAGAUAGAAGUCGAUUUCAUUGUUUCAAAGAUGGUUGUUGCUCUUGUAGAGAUUACUGGUAAACGAGUCAACGAAGUAAUAGGCACGAUUGAUUUUUGUAGUAGAGAUUUUGGAAAGUGUAUGUAAAAACCAAUACCUAAUCA
Cynara cardunculus var. scolymus (artichoke) is the source of this 2358-nucleotide messenger RNA. Its product is annotated as pentatricopeptide repeat-containing protein At1g74630. The record is from RefSeq and is a predicted model, not a curated record. Lineage: Eukaryota; Viridiplantae; Streptophyta; Magnoliopsida; Asterales; Asteraceae. The transcript is spliced from 3 exons. Gene Ontology annotation, molecular function: RNA binding; protein binding; zinc ion binding. Bases 334 to 2277 code for a protein of 647 amino acids. Gene Ontology annotation, biological process: RNA modification.